AUGACUGUGAUAGCAGAUAUUGGACGCAUCAACAAUAAACUGCAGCAGCCUGAAGCCGCCUCUGGAGUGCUGGAGUAUGCCAUGAAACAUUUUGGAGAGCUGGAAAUCCAAGCCACCUGGUACGAGAAGCUGCACGAGUGGGAGGAUGCGUUGGUGGCAUAUGAUAAGAAGAUCGACAUGAACAAAGAGGACAUGAAUCCGGAGCUGAACCUGGGCAGAAUGCGUUGCUUAGAGGCUCUGGGAGAAUGGGGCCAGCUCCACCAGCAGUGCUGCGAGGAGUGGACUCAGGUCAGCGAGGAGACACAGGCGAAGAUGGCGAGGAUGGCUGCUGCGGCCGCCUGGGGUCUAGGGCACUGGGACAGCAUGGAGGAGUACACGUGCAUGAUUCCCCGGGACACUCACGACGGAGCCUUCUACAGAGCUGUGCUGGCUUUACAUCAGGACCUUUACUCCUUAGCACAGCAGUGCAUUGACAAAGCCCGAGACUUGCUGGAUGCUGAGCUGACAGCCAUGGCGGGCGAGAGCUACAGUCGGGCCUAUGGUGCCAUGGUGUCUUGCCAGAUGCUGUCGGAGCUGGAGGAGGUAAUUCAGUACAAGCUGGUGCCCGAGAGGAGAGACAUCAUCAGGGAGACGUGGUGGGAGCGGCUGCAGGGCUGUCAGAGGAUAGUGGAAGACUGGCAGAGGAUCCUGAUGGUGAGGUCUCUGGUCAUCAGUCCACAUGAAGACAUGAGGACAUGGCUCAAGUAUGCCAGCCUCUGCGGCAAAAGCGGACGUUUGGCUCUGGCUCAUAAGACUCUGGUGCUACUACUCGGAGUGGACCCCUCGAAGCAGCUGGAUCACCCACUCCCAACGGCACACCCCCACGUCACGUACGCCUAUAUGAAGUACAUGUGGAAGAGUACUCGUAAGAUUGAUGCUUUCCAACACAUGCAACACUUUGUUCAAGGCAUGCAGCAGCAGGCGCAGCACGCCAUCGCCGCCGAGGACCAGCAGCAUAAGCAGGAGCUCCACAAACUCAUGGCCAGAUGCUUUCUGAAGCUGGGCGAGUGGCAACUUAGUCUCCAGGGCAUCAACGAGAGCACUAUUCCCAAAGUUCUGCAGUAUUACAGCCAUUCCACCGAACAUGACCGCAACUGGUACAAGGCCUGGCAUGCCUGGGCAGUGAUGAACUUUGAAGCCGUUCUCCACUACAAACAUCAGAACCAGGGACGAGACGAGAAGAAGAAGCUGCGACACACCAGCGGAACCAGCGCCAACAGUGAGGGUAGCAACAGCGACAGUGAGGUGGACAGCACUGACCACAGCCCUGUGCCCUCCCCUGGUCAGAAAAAGGUCAAUGAGAUCAGCUUUUUCAGUGAAAAAGAGAGUACCAACCCCUACUCAGCCAAUCAACUCUCGGACCUCUCCAAGACAUUGCUGCUGUACACCGUGCCUGCGGUCCAGGGUUUCUUCCGCUCCAUUUCUCUGUCCAGAGGCAACAACCUGCAAGACACACUGAGGGUGUUGACCUUAUGGUUUGACUAUGGUCACUGGGCUGACGUGAAUGAGGCUUUAGUAGAAGGCAUAAAGACGAUUCAAAUUGAUACAUGGCUUCAGGUGAUCCCUCAGCUCAUUGCUCGCAUUGACACUCCUCGCCCACUAGUCGGACGUCUCAUUCACCAGCUGCUCACAGACAUAGGAAGGAAUCAUCCUCAGGCAUUGAUUUAUCCGCUCACUGUGGCAUCCAAGUCUACCACUACAGCUCGCCACAACGCUGCUAAUAAGAUCCUGAAGAACAUGUGUGAACACUGCAAUACUUUGGUGCAGCAGGCUAUGAUGGUGAGUGAAGAGCUUAUCCGAGUUGCCAUUUUGUGGCACGAGAUGUGGCAUGAAGGCCUUGAAGAGGCGUCGCGGCUUUAUUUUGGAGAGCGAAACGUGAAGGGCAUGUUUGCAGUGCUCGAACCACUUCAUGCAAUGAUGGAGAGGGGACCCCAGACCCUCAAAGAAACCUCAUUCAAUCAGGCAUAUGGCAGGGACCUGAUGGAGGCGCAGGACUGGUGCAGAAAGUAUAUGCGCUCUGGAAAUGUCAAAGACCUGACUCAGGCCUGGGAUCUGUACUACCACGUGUUCAGACGCAUCUCCAAGCAGCUGCCACAGCUCACCUCCCUGGAGCUGCAGUAUGUCAGUCCCAAACUGCUUAUGUGCCGUGACCUGGAGCUAGCUGUACCAGGGACAUAUGACCCCAACCAGCCAAUCAUCCGUAUCCAGUCCAUCGCCCCCUCUCUGCAGGUCAUCACCUCCAAGCAGCGCCCACGCAAGCUCACCAUCAUGGGCAGCAACGGCCACGAGUUCAUGUUCCUGUUGAAGGGCCACGAGGACCUGAGGCAAGACGAGAGGGUGAUGCAGCUGUUCGGGCUCGUCAACACGCUCCUGGCAAACGACCCUGCUUCCCUGCGCAAGAACCUCAGUAUCCAGAGGUAUGCGGUUAUCCCCUUGUCCACAAACUCUGGUCUCAUUGGCUGGGUGCCGCACUGUGACACCCUCCACGCUCUCAUCCGAGACUACAGAGAGAAGAAGAAGAUCCUGCUCAACAUCGAACAUCGCAUCAUGCUCCGGAUGGCCCCAGACUACGACCACCUGACACUGAUGGAAAAGGUGGAGGUCUUUGAACACGCUGUAAACAACACUGCUGGAGACGACCUAGCCAAGCUCCUCUGGCUCAAGAGCCCCAGUUCAGAGGUGUGGUUUGACAGGAGGACCAAUUACACCCGCUCUCUGGCCGUCAUGUCGAUGGUUGGAUACAUCCUCGGGCUCGGAGACAGGCAUCCAUCCAAUUUGAUGUUAGACAGAUUAAGUGGAAAGAUUCUACAUAUUGACUUCGGAGAUUGCUUCGAGGUGGCCAUGACCAGAGAGAAGUUCCCGGAGAAGAUCCCAUUCAGACUGACACGGAUGUUGACCAACGCUAUGGAGGUGACGGGUCUGGAUGGUAACUACCGUAUCACUUGUCACACGGUGAUGGAGGUGCUGAGGGAGCAUCGCGACAGUGUCAUGGCUGUCCUGGAGGCCUUUGUCUAUGAUCCGCUGCUCAACUGGAGGCUCAUGGACACAAACAUCAAAGGCACAAAGCGUUCUCGAACUCGGACUGACUCGUACACGGCCGGGCAGUCUGUCGAAGCGCUGGAGGGAAUCGACCUUGGAGAGACCACGCACAAGAAACCAGGCACCACUGUCCCCGAGUCCAUCCACUCCUUCAUUGGAGACGGCUUGGUUCAACCCGAAGCGCUCAACAAGAAAGCUAUUCAGAUCAUCAACCGAGUGAGGGACAAGCUGACAGGGCGCGACUUCUCACACGACGAAACGCUGGAUGUGCCGACGCAAGUGGAGCUGCUGAUCAAACAGGCCACUUCACACGAGAACUUGUGUCAGUGCUACAUCGGAUGGUGUCCAUUCUGGUAA
This is a messenger RNA of Knipowitschia caucasica, 3435 nucleotides long. NCBI's taxonomy places the organism in Eukaryota, Metazoa, Chordata, Actinopteri, Gobiiformes, Gobiidae. The record is from the annotation of a GenBank genome assembly.